AUGGCCCUGACAGCAGGAACAGCACUCUACAGUACCAGCGAUUCAUUCAAGCACCACACCUUAGCUUUUCGGCGUAUGAUGUUGGCAGCCGAAGCGGUCGUCGUGACUGGUUAUGACUACAAGUUCUCGCUUGGCUAUGGCAACCGAGAUCUUAAACCGGGCGAUCCGGAGGAUGAAAAGGAACGUCGGGUGCGCAAGAGUAGGCUGCAUAAGCGCAGUGCUGAGAGAGUCAUGAGGAUGAUGCGCGAGAAUGGAGGGAUUUAUAUCAAGUUGGGCCAACAUCUAGCAAGUCUAAAAUACUUGCUACCGGAGGAAUGGACGCGGACGAUGGAGCCUCUUCAGGAUCGUUGCAUACCUUCAUCUAUCGAAUCGAUCCAAGGUCUUUUCCUCUCCGAUUUAGGAAAACCACUUUCAGAGAUUUUUUCCUCUUUUGAUUUAAACCCGAUCGGAGUAGCCUCGUUAGCUCAAGUCCAUCGGGCUACGCUAAGGAGUAACGGUCAAGAGGUCGCUGUUAAGAUUCAGCAUCCUGCCUUGAGUGAAUUCUCAGCGAUUGAUAUGCGAACUAUUGCUGCACUUACAGAGUUUAUCGCCUAUGCUUUUCCAGAAUUUGAAUUCUUUUGGUUGAGUGAGGAGAUUCAGGCAAAUUUACCAAAGGAGUUGGAUUUCAGAUACGAAGCGAAAAACAGUGCCAGGACUGCAACUAAUUUUGACAGAGCUCGUGAACAAGGUUCGCCAUCAACAGUCAAGGUGCCUAUUGUGUAUUGGGCACAGAAACGGGUCAUGGCUAUGGAAUUCAUGAAUGGCUCACGCAUUGACGAUGUCGAAUAUCUUAACGCUAACAACAUCAAGGUCGCAGAUGUCUCUAAGGAGAUGGCCCGCACAUUUUCACAAAUGAUCUACAAGGACGGUUUCCUUCAUUGCGAUCCACACCCAGGCAAUGUGAUGAUUCGGCCUAAACCCGUAGGAUCGCCUUCACAUUGCAACUUUGAAAUCAUAUUACUGGAUCAUGGGCUUUAUCGUGAAUUGUCUCCUGAGUUCCGUCUAGAUUAUGCCCGACUUUGGACGGCGGUCAUGGCAUCGGACCAAGAGGAGAUCAAAAAACGGGCCUUGAAACUUGGUGGUAUUGAUGCUUAUGAGUUGUUUGCAUGUAUUCUUACGGGUCGCGAUUGGGACGUAAUUCAGGAUGCGCAGUUGACAAAAAAGGUCAGGAACAAAGAGGAGACAUCCAAGAUUUCACAUGAUGCAGGCAAUUGGUUGGUCGAGAUUGCAGAUAUCUUGGCAAAAGUGCCUCGAGAUCUGUUGUUAUUGUUCAAAACGAACGAUCUACUUAGAGCAUUAGACGAGGAUUUAGGAGCAGAUGAUGGUGCUCAGAUGAGGACGUUUGCAGUGAUGGGUCAAUACUGUGCACAGGUUAUUUUUGAAGCCGAAAAGAAGGAUAUUCAGCACAACUUGGUCGUGGCGGCAGCGAACAGCAGUACGUCUGUUGUAUCCAUGUCAGUGUUGGUCAGGAACGUUGCUGCAUGGAUUAAGGCAUAUUGGCGCUGUGUCAGUAAACAAGUUUCACUUGAUCUAUUCAUAUGGUGGAUCGAUCAGACUCAGGCCAAUACUGUCCUAUAUCGCAUCUUGUCCAUGCUCGGUUUGUCCCCAUUAUGA
Messenger RNA from Lobosporangium transversale, 1653 nucleotides. RefSeq names its product ABC1 family-domain-containing protein. Bases 1 to 1653 code for a protein of 550 amino acids. Gene Ontology annotation, biological process: mitochondrion organization; lipid homeostasis. Gene Ontology annotation, cellular component: mitochondrial inner membrane. The transcript is spliced from 3 exons. Lineage: Eukaryota; Fungi; Mortierellomycota; Mortierellomycetes; Mortierellales; Mortierellaceae. The record is from RefSeq and is a predicted model, not a curated record.